Messenger RNA from Verruconis gallopava, 1425 nucleotides. RefSeq lists its product as uncharacterized. NCBI's taxonomy places the organism in Eukaryota, Fungi, Ascomycota, Dothideomycetes, Venturiales, Sympoventuriaceae. Gene Ontology annotation, molecular function: protein phosphatase regulator activity. Gene Ontology annotation, cellular component: cytoplasm; protein phosphatase 4 complex; nucleus. The record is from RefSeq and is a predicted model, not a curated record. The transcript is spliced from 4 exons. Gene Ontology annotation, biological process: protein dephosphorylation. The coding region runs from base 1 to 1425 and encodes 474 amino acids.
AUGGCUUCGACCGACCAACUUCUCCAACGGGCUGCACAGGACGGAACGUGGGACUCAGACUUAUGGCCCCGCGUUCUGGAAGACUUGCUUGAAAGGCUAGACAAGAUCGUCCUGACUGAAUUCCCCAUUCCCGUCCUUCCACGUGAACCUGCACCACAACAAACACUUUCUCAAGGUCAACUCGGCUCGCCCUCUGCAGCACGACCAUCCAGUCAAGGGUCACAGGCGUCAUCGAACAAAGAGAAUGCCCCUGUAAAAACGAAAUCGCCCGCACGAGCGUCAUCGCCGACGCCGCAACCAGCGGCGGCAUCUUCGUCCUCUCGACCGCCAGUACCAUCUUUCUCGGAGGCGGACGACACCGAGAGCACAUUACCCGCAGACUAUCCUCCAGAUCUGGCCGCGCUUCACAAAAGCAUUAAAAGCAGUUUACGCAAUGGGUUCCCACGCUACCCACCACACACGGUGCAGCGACUGGCGGAGUUGAUUUUGUUUCCUAGGCGUCACUAUCGAUUUCUGCCUAGCUAUCUUCACGCACUGGAUCGCGUGGUCAAUGUACAAAGCUCUACGCGAUUGUUUCCUCUUCCGCAGGCGUCGCUGCCUAUUUCGACUGGCGUGCUGAACGGGGCAAGUGCGGUUCCUGCUAUCUCGAGGCAUGCACCAGAGCUUGGAAGUGACGAGAGUCUGGGCGGGGCGCUUCUCACGCCCAUACCGUGGCUGGUCAACAGAACCGAAUCCCAACGCUCGACGGGCUCCUCGUCGGCAGGUUCGUCGGGUUCGCAAAAUGACAGGGAAUUGCAGACCAGCAGCACAGAAAUGGUGGAUGGUCCGAACGGUGCUGGCAGGAUUGAGACAGUCAAUGUGGUUAACGGCGUUAUGACGACUGUCGCAAGCCAACCUGCGCUGGGACUGGGUGAUGCUGGUCGAGACGCAGAGUCCACUGGUGCGGAAGAAGGAAUGCGUGCUGAUGGUGCCGUUACUCAGGGCGAGCUCCUCAGACAGGAGCAAGAAGCAGGCGUAGUUCCUUUGCAGCGUCGAGGACUACGCUUGACAGAAGAGGAGAUGAGUGAGCUACCUGAUGAAGAGAAUUCGCGGGAUGAGCAGAAUGAGGACGAGCAGCCGCACGCGCGUGGCCCGGACAUCAUCGGCCACGAGGACAUUGGACCCCAGGACCGCCCAAUCGGUGGGGCUCUUGACCUGGAAGCCGCUGUGGGCAGGCGAGGGGCAAGGGAGACUAGCUUAGAUCCCGAAGAUGCGAGUCUGAGCGACGCUGGGGGAGGCCGCGAGGAUGAUAUGAGAGAUGCGGAUGGAGAUGGGGAGGACACAUCUGGUGCCGCACCCCCUGUGGACGAUAUGGAGGCGGCGAGCGCUGAUCUCGAGAUAGCGAAUGCGCAUCCGGAUUCUGAAGCGAAAAUGCAGGACAUAUGA